This is a messenger RNA of Echinops telfairi (small Madagascar hedgehog), 4431 nucleotides long. RefSeq names its product centrosome and spindle pole associated protein 1 (gene CSPP1). Bases 88 to 3813 code for a protein of 1241 amino acids. The record is from RefSeq and is a predicted model, not a curated record. The transcript is spliced from 32 exons. Gene Ontology annotation, biological process: positive regulation of cytokinesis. Gene Ontology annotation, cellular component: centrosome; spindle pole; microtubule. Lineage: Eukaryota; Metazoa; Chordata; Mammalia; Afrosoricida; Tenrecidae.
AUGCUUGUGCGCCUGGAACUGUUUCCAGGUCUUUGCUUUGCAAGUAAUAAUCUAAUCUUCACUACAGCCCUGUGAGAUUUUUGAGAAAUGGCUAAUAAUUUGGAUGAAUUUAUUGAAGAACAAAAAGCUAAAUUGGCUAAAGACAAAGCAGAAUUGGAAAGUGACCCACCUUACAUGGAAAUGAAGGGAAAGUCAUCAGAGAAGCUUUCUGAAAAUAGUAAAAUAUUAAUCUCCAUGGCUAAGGAAAACAUACCACCGAAUAGUCAACAGACCCGGGGCUCAUUAGGAAUUGAUUAUGGGCUAAGCUUACCCCUUGGGGAAGACUAUGAACGGAAGAAACAUAAACUAAAAGAAGAACUGCGGCAGGAUUACAGACGCUAUCUUACUCAGGGUAUCACACAAGCAAAAAGAAAGAAAAAUAUUCUGUCUACGGGUGAAACAGAUCCAUCUACUCUGGGAGUUUCUCUUCCUAUUGGUGAGAGGUUAUCUGCCAAGGAAAGAUUGAAACUCGAACGUAACAAAGAAUACAAUCAGUUUCUCAGGGAUAAGGAAGAAUCCAGUGAAAAGUUCAGACAAGUAGAAAAGAGUACUGAGCCUAAGAGUGAACGAGAGAAGACCUCUACUUGUCAAGUUAAGCCUGAUUUGCCUUCACAAAUACAAGCAACCCCCCAAAACUCAGAAGGUCCUAGGAGAGAGGCCGUCCCUCCUUCACAGGCCUAUGAAGAGCUUCUGAACCAAAGGCGCCUGGAGGAGAACAGGUACCGACAACUGGAUGAUGAAAUUGAGUUAAGGACCAGGAGACUUGUGAAAACCACGAAUGAAGGAGCGGAUAUUUCCAGUAAAAAACAGCAGAGGCUGGCCAACAAGACUGACCUUGCAGAUAAGAGAUUUCGCAGGUUGAAUGAGGAUCGUGAUUUUCAUAGACCCUCUCAUAGACCAGACCAUGAUCCUGAAGUAAGUGAAGAAAUGGACGAGAGGUUUAGAUAUGAAAGUGAUUUUGAUAGAAGACCUUUGCGAGUAUAUGCAAAUAACAGGGUAUACGGGAACAGACGAAGGGAGGUGCCUUCUAUGGAAUCUGAUGGUGAUUUCACAGAACAGUCAAACGUACGCAUUUCAUCUGCUGGAAAUAACAGUGCUCAAGACCAUGUUCCUAAUGAACGAUCCAAAUCUGCCAAUGCUCAAGCUAUCAGUAGUCCUUUUUCAGGGAUGAUCUUUGCAGGUGAAGACAGAGAAGCUAUUCAGAGGAGGAAAGAGAAGUAUAGACAAGAACUAUUGGAACAAAUGGCUGAGCAAAAGAAGAACAAGAGACGGGAAAAAGAUUUGGAACUCAGUGUUGCAGCUUCUGGUGCACAAGACCCUGAGAAAUCGUGGAUUGAAUUACUCACAGCAUUGCAGUUAAGUAAGGAGGAGCCGGAUAGACUAAAGGAGCUCAGUGUGACACCAAGACCCUUUGAGGAGACAGCCCCACCGGACAGACCCCGAGUAGCUUUCCAGACGCCGCUCCCUCCUCUAUCUGCCUCAUCUGUCCCACCCAUUCUGUCUGAUCACGCAGUCACAGCUCAAAGCGAAGAUUUGCAUAGUGGACUGAGCAGCACCCUUGGUGAUAUGGUGCCUCCCAGGGUUCCACCUCUGCCUCCUCCUCCCCUGCUGCCACCUCUGGCUACUAACUUUCGCACUCCCUAUGAUGAUGCGUACUAUUUCUAUGGGGCCAGGAAUCCUCUGGAUCCCAGUCUUGCUUAUUAUGGUUCCAAGUUGAUGGGAGUACAGCCUGCAGCUUAUGCCAGUGCUCCGGUAGCCCACCAGCCAGCCCAGCCUAUUGUGAAUAUAGGUGGACAGAGUGAACUGAAGACUACAACUGAUCGGGCAGUAAAUGCAGGAUUGUUUUUUGAAGAUAAACAAAAGCCUUCAAAACAGUCACUUCAGUCUUAUCAGGAAGCUUUGCAGCAGCAGAUUCUAGAAAGAGAACUAAGAAGGAAGAAAGAACGGGAAGAAAAAGAACAAUAUGAAGCUAAAUUGGAAGCUGAAAUGAGAAGUUACAACCCUUGGGGGAAAGGUGGAGGUGGUGCGCCUCUCAGGGAUGCAAAAGGGAAUUUGAUAACUGAUUUGAAUAGGAUGCACAGACAAAAUAUAGAUGCCUACCAUAACCCAGAUGCGAGAACCCAGGAAGAUAAAAGGGCUGUGGUGUCUCUAGAGCAAAAUUUAGCCACUUCCAAUGCUGAGAACCUAGAAGAUUCUGCAAAUAAAAACUCAGGUUAUAUGCAAACACGGAGCUCUCCUUUUGCUCGGGGAAAUAUAUUUGGUGAACCUCUAACUGAACUUCAGAUUAAACAGCAAGAAUUAUACAAGAAUUUUCUACGUUUUCAGAUUGAGGAAAAAAAACAAAGAGAGGAAGCAGAGCGUGAAAGACUGAGAAUCGCAGAUGAAAAAGAAGAGAAACGGCUUGCAGAACAGAGGGCUCGAAUUCAGCAAGAGUACGAAGAGGAACAGGAGAAGAAGAGAGAGAAAGAGGAGGAGCAAAGGCUAAAAAAUGAAGAGCUAAUUCGGUUAGCUGAAGAAAGACGAAAAGAAGCCGAGAGAAAAAGGAAAGAAGAAGAGGAGCAGCAUAACCUGCAGCUUCAGCACUACUAUGAAAGGGAAAAUAAGAUUGGGGAAGAAACGAAGCACUUGAGACAGCCUUCUCCGGCAGUCCCUGCUCUCCAGAACAAAAUCUCAAGCAAACUGCAAAGACCUCCUUCAGUUGACAGCAUCAUAAAUUCCUUUAUUCGGGAGAGCUCCAUGUCCCGGGCGCAGUCUCCUCCGGUUCCCGCCAGGAAAAAUCAGCUCCGUGCAGAAGAGGAGAAAAAAAAUGUGAUCAUGGAGUUAUCAGAAAUGAGGAAACAGCUUCGUAGUGAAGAGAGGCGUCUACAGGGGCGGUUGCUGCACGUGGACAGUGAUGAUGAUGUUCACAUGAGGAAAAGAGACAGGAACCCCAUGGAUAUAUUUGACAUGGCCAGGCAUCGGCUGCAGGCUCCGGUCAGAAGACCCUCUCCUAAGGGCUUCGACUCCACCAGUUUUCAGAAUAUUCAUGACUUUAAUCAGCUGAAAGAUAGAGAUUCAGAGACACGGGUUGAUCUGAAAUUUAUGUACCCGGAGCCUCCAAGAGACCAUCAGACCCUGGAGAUUCAGCAGCAAGCCCUGCUCCGAGAGCAGCAUAAGAGGCUGAACAGAAUGCGAAUGCAGGAGGGAGCCGAAGUUGACUUCGAUGCCAUUCCAAACAUUAAAAUUCGAGACCACAGGAUGUCUAGAGAUGAUCCUCCUGAGUUUUUGAAACAUUCAUUAUUGGAAUCGGACAGUGCUUUUAUUGGGGCAUAUGGAGAGACAUACCCUGCCAUCGAAGAUGACCCCCUUCCUCCGCCAUCUCGGUUGCCCUCUGCGAGAGAGCGCAGAAGGAACAAAUUGAAAGAACUGGACUUUGAUCAUCCCAGUGUACCACCAGAUGGCCUCUCUUUAAAAUCUGCUUCCAGUAUAAAUGUGGAUGAGCUUAGACUGAGAAAUGAUGAGCGGCUCCGAAGACUGAAUGAACUGCAGAGUAAACCUAUUAACACAGAUGAUGAGGGCUCAUUGGUCGAUCCUGAUGACAUCAUGAAGCAAAUGGGCGAGGACAGCUCUGUGGCAACAGAGCCCUGGCUCCGCCCCGGCACCUCAGAGACCAUGAAGCGAUUCAUGGUAGAGCACCUGAGUCCAGAGCAGCAGCAGGAGCAGCAGCCAGAGCAGCAGGUUCCGGGGAAACCAGGCACUUUUCAUUGGCAAGGCCUGUCCACCGCACACGGUUAAAAUAAAUGUGUACUGGACCCGCAGUGCCUUUUAAGGUGAAAGGAAUGUUAAAUUUGAACCUCUACUACAUUCUCUUUGGCCCUUACCUGGAAAUUACUUAUGAUCAAUCAAGGAGUAUUAGUUCCAUGAUGAUGUAUAUUAUGUACAUAAAUAAAAUGCCACAAUUAUUGAUGUAAUGUAGAAUUGUAUAGGAUUAUUUUUGCACAAUUUUGCCAUAAAUUAGGGUGGUAAUGAACUCUUGGAAUCAAUUACCAUAUGUGCAUUAAUUUAAAUUCUGCUUGUCCUUAAGAUGAAAAAAACGUAUCUUUACUGUAAAACCGGAAGUCUCUUACGUGCACACUUGAUAUUCUUUCUAUUCAGAAGAAAUUCAUUCAGUAGAUACAUCUGUUACAGCUAGGAUUAUUCCACUUGCUCUGUAAUUAGAGAAUCCAAUGUGCUAAGUUAUGUUCACGUCAUUUAUACUCAGUAUAAAUGAGGGGAGCCAUAAUUGAUUUUAUUCCUGUGAGACAUGCACUGUUACAGCUUUUUGCCUUAUUGUGCCAAUGAAGGCAUUGUUUUAAGUUACUAAUUUAUAUGAUUUAACUACUUCUUAACAGAAAUAAAAUUUUAUUUUCAUUA